Messenger RNA from Pygocentrus nattereri (red-bellied piranha), 3213 nucleotides. RefSeq names its product KAT8 regulatory NSL complex subunit 1-like (gene kansl1l). The transcript is spliced from 16 exons. Lineage: Eukaryota; Metazoa; Chordata; Actinopteri; Characiformes; Serrasalmidae. Bases 289 to 3210 code for a protein of 973 amino acids. The record is from RefSeq and is a predicted model, not a curated record. Gene Ontology annotation, molecular function: histone acetyltransferase binding. Gene Ontology annotation, cellular component: NSL complex.
GCGGACGCGCAGCGCGGAGCUGUGAGGACUCCAAACCGCGCAGAGAACGUUCCAAACCGCGCAGUGAGUGGAGUCCGCGGACGCGCAGCUCGGAGCUCCGAGGAUUCCAAACCGCGUACGCGAGCGUUCUGAGCGGGGCAGCGCUCGGAGCUCCGAGCUGCGCGGCGGUUUAACGGCUGUUUCAGACUCCGGGAGGCAAAGCUCAGAGAAGCCGGCGCCCGGUAAGACUGGGUAUUGGAGGACCUGCAUCUCCUCGCCUCGUUUUGGUGGGAGGUUUGUUCAACGGGAAUGACUCCGGCCCUCAGCAAGUCAUCAAACAAAGUCAGCAGAGUUCGGAUUUCCUCUUCAGUUUUUACUGGCCACAUGGAGUCCAACGGUAGUGUACUAGGCAUGGAUGUAGACCUUCCACUUAAACUGCUGGACGACAGUUACACUCACAGGUUUUGGCUGAACCUCUCCUCCCUGCCUUUUCUGGACUCCUACAGCUCCAAGGAUCCUUUAGAGCUGACUGAGAUGCUCCUACCAUCUCUGUUCCAUAACACAGAGUCUUUUAAAACUGUACUGCUGUCCAAUCAAGGAUCUUUACUUGAUUGUCUUUCACUGGACAAAAACGCUGCAGACUCUGUCGUCUCAACUACAGUCUCUCCUGAUGUGCAUUUUCCUGUUUAUGACGACAGCAGGAUCACAGCAGUGGAGAAACCUACAUCUGAGCAGCCUGACUGUUCCACAGAACAUUAUCAAGGUGUUACCCAAUCCCUUCCACCACAGCAUUGCCCCCAAGUGGAAAGCAGAUCUUCAGAUAAUGCUGCUCGGCUCAGACAUCCUGCAGCGAGACCACAAGAAGCCAACCACAUCAAGCAGCAUGAGGCAGAUACCUUAAUGCACAUUUGGCACUCUUCUUCCCAGAUGGGGCCCUCAGCAAUGCAGGACACGCUGAAGGCUCGGACUGAGUGGCUUGCUUCUUGGCAUGGGUCACUAGUGGCUCGAGCUGACCGUGCAAAUCGGAGGCUGCAUGUGCUGCUGGGUGAACAUGCCAUGCAGCAUUGUUCCAGCCAACUGGAAGGUCUGGGUAGGAAACUCCAUCAGGAGGGCUCCUCACUCAGAUCUUCCUUUCUGGCCACUGGUUCUUCUAGCUCACCUGAAACCAAAGCCUCUGAUGCUCCAGUGGAGCAGAAUGGGCUCAGCAGUCUUCCUGAUUGCUCUUCAAGUCAAAGUUGUCCCCAGUCUGUGCAGAAAAACAAAGACAUGCAGAGUUUAGCACGGUGCGGGCAGCCUAUACUUCGGGGAGUCCAGAAGGCUCUAGACUCGGACGCCACAGCCAGCAGCUCAGAUGAGGAGUGGGACCACCAAGAAACCCGGGCAAUCAGCGCUGCCUCAGAAUGUCUGGGCUGUGAGUGGAGGUGGCAGUGUGAGAGAGCAGAGCUGGCUAGCUGCUGGACGUGGCUGCAGCUCAGGCUGUCUGAACUGGACUGCAGGAUCCGGCAACUCGGAGAGCUCCAUCAGCACAUCCUUGACUCCAAGGGAAAUGUAGUCCUGGCUGAGUCGCGGCCCCUGACAGACAGGCAGAUCCAGCAGAUGUUGCUGACAGAGACUGCUGGUUUGGCGCUCACAGCGGGGAACAUGCAUGACAUGCCUGCUGAGCUGGACACGGAGCCCAGCAGCCCCGCACGCCUCCUCUGGAACAUAGAGAGACAGAGUGCCCAGCUGAGUCACAUGGUGAAAAAUCUGAUGGCUCCACUGAGCGUGUCCCCCUCCUCAUCGCCUGUGACUAAAGGCAUUUGCAGCCGCUGGAGAGGCCAGCAGAAAAGACCCUUCAGCAGCUUCAGUGAUGUGUUCCCCUGUGCCAAUUCCACGUGUUUCGGAGAGGCAGGGCAGAAGAAGAGGCGACUGUGUCAUCGGAGACAGCGCCCCCCACAGGUGGACGUGACUUGUGUGUGUGCACGUACUCGCCCUCUGCUGACCUAUCACAAGCCUGGUCUCUUCAGCAUGGGCCAGUCAUUACUCACACAGCAGGGACCAGAUUCCUCAACUUACCUCUGUGCUAGCUGUGCGUCCUGCGAUCCUGUGAGUGAAUGCUCAGACCCAGCCUGCUCCAGCACUGUCAGGAGCACAGCCAACAGAGCUCAUCCCGUGCUCUCUCUCUCCUCAGAGAGCUCCCUGUCCUUCCACCUCCAGAUGGGUCUGGCUAGAGAGGACUGGCUCCGGCAGACCAGUCCCUCAUACAGCUUCACCUCUGCAGGGAAGACAUUUCGCUCCUUAUUCAAUUGCAAACACCAGCUGCAAGCUGCCAAGCAUUCUCGGACCCACAGGAGAGAGAGCACUCCAAUCCGGUGGGCACAUGCAUGCCAGAAGCCGCCCAGACGAACCCACAGACGGGCUCUAAAGAGGACGCACCACCAGGCCGACACAAAUGUGUGUCUAUACCAAUCUGGAGUUCGCUGUCCGAGCCCUGAGGACAGUGCGGAGGAGGCGUCCACACCUAACAACACACGCACACAGCGGAGAAACUCACAGUUUCCAGUGCGAAGGAGAAAUGGUGAAAGUGUCUACAGUAUAAACAAUAUAGUCAUCCCCAUGGCCUUGGCUGCCUCUGCCAAAGUGGAGAAGCCUCAGUAUAAGGACAUUCUCACACCCAGCUGGAGAAUAGUGGACAUUGUUCCCCUGGUAAAGAAAGAAGAAAUAGAAGAGGAAUCUGCUGAUGAGGUGGAACUGCUAUCAGAUGAGAUGUUUUCUCAGAGGCACCAGAGAUAUGAAAACAGGGAGAAACUCCGCUGGAGCUCCUGGGAAGAGGGCAGGAGAUACACACGUAGGACCAGAUCAGUUGUGUUUUCCAGCAGCGACUGCAUGAAUGGAUCUGAUAGACACUUUUCAGCUAAUGUCCAUGGUCCUGAACAGGUGUGUGAUGAUCAGUCAUGGGCCCACAGCACACUUGGAGCUCCACCUGAGCUCAGGCUGAAGGAAAGAUGGCCCCGGCUGCCGUGGGAGAAGCGCGCGUUCCCGUUGUCUAAGGAGCAAGAGGGUGUUCUGAUAUGUGAAGAAGAGGCCGGUAAGGCAGUGGAUGCCCUCUGGGCAAAGAGAGAGGAGAUGGAGUUAAGUCUGUCAGAUGGCAGCUGUGAGAACCGUCUUUCCUCUUUCUGCUGUGCUGUCACUCCCAGCCCUGCUGGACACACGGGGAAUGGCCAUGUUGGGUUUACCACUGGAAGCAGCUGACCG